Molecule: messenger RNA, 2821 nt
Organism: Oncorhynchus keta (chum salmon)
Lineage: Eukaryota; Metazoa; Chordata; Actinopteri; Salmoniformes; Salmonidae
Gene: rmc1
Product: regulator of MON1-CCZ1
Exons: 20
Coding region: 755-2725 (656 amino acids)
Biological process (GO): regulation of autophagy
Cellular component (GO): late endosome membrane; lysosomal membrane; Mon1-Ccz1 complex
Source: RefSeq, a predicted model, not a curated record
AUUUUGAAAGUAGAGUUUUAGUCGCAUGUUGGAAACUCAGAAAUGUCCAACUUGCUAACCUAGGCGGAAGACUCGGAUCCCGAGUUUCCCACCAGGGAGGUACUAGAAUCAAAUAGGAAGCUUUACGCAAAUAAUUUACUUUUAACUCGGAGGUCCCGAGUUUUCGACAUGAUAUGAACGCAGCAUUACCAAAGAUUAUAACUAAACCAAGAUAGGAAACGACAGACUGGGCUAUGUGAACAAAUGUGUCAUUUUGUGCAGAACAAGGAGGCAUCUGUAUAUUUCCGUUAGGGAACGCCUACUUUGUGAAGUGCGCGUGUGCAAUAACUCAAUUCGCCUUUGCACUAUUAAAUAACGCAAUAUGAAAAGUGUUUUGGCAAAGGGUAAAGUCUACUAAACUUAUUCCAAUCAGUUCAUAACAUAUUUUCGUUUUAGUAACCGAAAACUGUAUUGAGAUCACAUGUUUUAUCGAUGAGAAAAAGUGCAGAAUGUCGGUCAAAAUCCAUCUCCUCCCGCUGCCGGCCGCUGGGCUGUAGUGAGUGGACACGCCAAGCUUUCAGAUUUAUACAUCCGGUAAAUAUAUGUCAUUGUUCUAUGUGGCAUUAAUAUUUUACGUGAGUCACGUGACUGUCACAUGAUUUUGAAACCGGAACUUGCCGUAGAGAGAGGCUUUGGACAAUUAAUUUAUGAAAUGCAGAGCAAACACUGACAACUAACUGCAAUACAUAAUAGUCAGCAAAGCUAAAGCUUCACAAUGAGUGAGGAACACUACUACCUGGAACUUUGUGAAAAUCCUGUGCAAUUUGAAAAUGCCUCAAGCGUCAACAAUGUGUUUUUUGACGAAGCAAACAAACAGGUGUUUGCAGUGCGAUCAGGGGGUGCCACUGGGGUUGUGGUUAAAGGACCAGAGGACAAAAGCUCAGUUGCCUUCAGAAUGGAUGACAAAGGAGAGGUGAAGUGCAUCAAGUUUUCAAUCGGAAAUAAGAUUUUGGCAGUUCAGAGAACACCAAAAUCUGUGGAUUUCAUAAACUUCAUACCGGACUAUCCACAUUUGGAAUUCUCCCAGGAAUGUAAGAUGAAGAAUGCCAGUAUUUUGGGCUUCUGUUGGACUAACUGGAAUGAAAUCGUUUUCAUCACUGACCAGGGAAUUGAGUUCUACCAGGUGCUUCCUGACAAGCGUAGCCUGAAGCUGCUGAAGAGUCAGAGCAUCAAUGUGAACUGGUACAUGUACUGUCCUGAGACUGCAGUCAUUCUACUUUCUACCACCUUCCAGGGCAAUGUGCUGCAGCCGUUUGCCUUCAAAAGUGGGACCAUGUCUAAAAUGUCCAAGUUUGAGAUCGAGCUUCCGGUGGUUCCCAAGCCAGCCAAGCUCAAUCUGUCAGAGAGGGACAUUGCCGUGGCCAACAUUUACGGUCAGCUGUAUGUAAUGUAUCUGAAGCAUCACUCCAGAACUACCGACAGUCCCUGUGCUGAGGUGAUCCUCUAUCAGCUACCCAGGGAGGGAUCCUGUAAGAAGACCAACGUGUUAAAACUCAACACCACAGGGAAGUUUGCCCUCAACGUGGUGGAUAACCUGGUGGUAGUGCAUCAUCAGAGCACUCAGACCUCCAUCAUAUUUGACAUCAAGCUACGGGAGCCUGACUGUGCCCUGAACGUCCACCAGCCUGUGCUGCCUCCUCGCUCCAUACACCCCUACAGGAUUCCCCUCACAGGUCCUUCUGCUGUACCCAGCCAGCCUCCGGUGCCUUGUGAGCUCUACUCCUCAUCUUGGAGCGUCUUUCAACCCGACAUCAUCAUCAGUGCAAGCGAAGGGUAUCAGUGGUAUCUGCAGGUGAAGCUGCCACCCACCGUCAACCUCCUGCAGGACAAGGGCAAGCUGAUCGACUUCCUCCUGCGCAGACGAGACUGCAAGAUGGUCAUCCUGUCAGUGUGCUCACAAAUGCUCAACGGGGAAGACAAGGGGAGCUUACCAGUGGUGGCCACAGUGUUUGACAAACUCAACCAAGUCUUCAAAGAGUACCUGGAGGCAGAGCAGACCUACACUGUGGCUAUGGAGUCUGGUCCCAGCCGAGGCAGCACUGCUCGGGAGAGGCCUGUCCGGACGCAGGCAGUUAUCGACCAGUCCGACAUGUACACACACGUCCUGUCCUCCUUCACAGAGAAAAAGGACGUGUCUCACAAAUUCAUCAUUGCUGUGCUGAUGGAGUACAUCCGCUCACUCAACCAGGUCCAGAUCACUGUGCAGCAUUACCUGUAUGAGCUGGUCAUUAAGACGUUGGUUCAUCACAGUCUCUUCUACAUGCUUCAUCAGUUCCUCCAGUACCACGUCCUCAGUGACUCUAAACCUCUGGCCUGUUUGCUGCUGUCUCUAGAAGGCACUUACCCCGCUGCACACCAGCUCUCCCUGGACAUGUUAAAGAGACUGUCCACGGCCAACGAUGAGAUCGUGGAGGUGCUCCUGUCCAAACAGCAGGUGCUGGGUGCUCUGCGCUUCAUCCGCAGCGUGGGCGGCAACGACAACAUCUCUGCUCGCAAGUUCCUGGAUGCGGCGCUCCAGACGGCCGACCAGAUGCUCUUCUACACCAUCUUCCGGUUCUUUGAGCAGAGGAACCUGCGCCUGAGAGGCAACCCCAGCUUCAACCCAGGUGAGCACUGUGAGGAACACGUGGUAUACUUCAAGCAAGUUUUCGGGGAGCAAGCACUCAUGAAGCAAGCAACAGUUUGAGCAGUGACAUUUCAUCUUAUCCCACAGCCCAUCUAACUUAUUGUAAAUUGUUGAAAUCAUGCUAAUAAAGUCAUUUGUACAUACUCUAACAAUUAA